CGUUAGAAGAGGACCGGACAUAUUUGUCGGUGCACCGUGAAGCCCUGCUCUGCUCAUUCGCAGGGAGAUGGCGCUGCGUGCCUGUGGCUUCAUAGUGUUUCGUCUUGCCACAAGUGUUCCUCCACCAGAUAACGUUGAGUACCUCCUCCUACAGACCUCAUAUGGUGAACACCACUGGACUCCACCCAAAGGUCAUGUGGACCCAGGUGAGGACGACCUCACCACAGCUCUCAGAGAAACCAAGGAGGAGGCAGGACUCGGGGAGGAGCACUUGCGGGUAGUGGAUGGCUUUGUGCAGGAGCUGCGCUACGAGGUGCGAGGAAGACCCAAAGAGGUGCUGUACUGGUUGGCUGAGCUGAGGGACCCGAGGACAGCAGUGACUCUAUCCGACGAGCACCAAGACUUCCGCUGGGCCCGGUUGGAGGAGGCCUGCUCUCUAGCAGGAUACCAAGACCUGCAGGACACUCUGAGAGCAGCACAUAGACACCUGGAGGCUCAGCAGGACAACAAAUGAUGUACAAGAGCAAAGACUGUGUGGACGGGUUGAUCCAAGAAGGGAAUGAGCUGGAAUUUGAGACUCUCUGACCUCAUUUGAUAGUACGUCUGCAUUUAAUUCAGGUAGAUGAUUCUGUUUCAGUAAUGUUUAGCUACUGUCGAUUCUAAUGAAUUAAUUUGUAUCCACUGUAUACUGUAUAAUGACAGCUGGGGUAGAUUAAACUCUUUCAGAUAUAAGUAAUGAAGGAAGAAAAUCGAUUAAAAGUUUUGACCAGAAAUCUGAGGCUCUGCAAAAACACAGUUGUCUAUGUGGUUGAAUCUUAUGAAAAAUGUAAAACUCAAAUUAAAGUAUCAUUUUUUAAUGUCAAAAAAUAAAACACAAAAUCUCUCAGGCUGA
Cheilinus undulatus (humphead wrasse) is the source of this 892-nucleotide messenger RNA. RefSeq names its product nudix (nucleoside diphosphate linked moiety X)-type motif 2 (gene nudt2). Gene Ontology annotation, biological process: AMP biosynthetic process; ATP biosynthetic process. The record is from RefSeq and is a predicted model, not a curated record. The coding region runs from base 68 to 514 and encodes 148 amino acids. NCBI's taxonomy places the organism in Eukaryota, Metazoa, Chordata, Actinopteri, Labriformes, Labridae. Gene Ontology annotation, molecular function: bis(5'-nucleosyl)-tetraphosphatase (asymmetrical) activity. The transcript is spliced from 3 exons.